Messenger RNA from Aedes albopictus (Asian tiger mosquito), 5229 nucleotides. RefSeq lists its product as uncharacterized. NCBI's taxonomy places the organism in Eukaryota, Metazoa, Arthropoda, Insecta, Diptera, Culicidae. The record is from RefSeq and is a predicted model, not a curated record. The coding region runs from base 388 to 4914 and encodes 1508 amino acids. Gene Ontology annotation, biological process: proteolysis; DNA integration. Gene Ontology annotation, molecular function: aspartic-type endopeptidase activity; nucleic acid binding. The transcript has a single exon.
GUGUUGGAGCGCAAUGGAAUAUGCGGAGUGCCCCUACCAAGCACGCCGCUGAGCUCGAGUUGGCAGCGUGAGCUACCACACUAUGAUGCCGUCGUUCCUGUAUGUGCUUUUCAUUCAUGUUUGUCUUUUGAUGUAUAUUAUUUACUUGUUGAUAGUCAGUAGAAUAAAGAUGUCGUUUUUAAUGUGUUUUAUAGAAACGACGCGCGUUUUAAUUAUCUAAAAUAUCCGCGACUAAUUAUUGUGGUUUCGCGCCAAGUAUUCGCGUUCGCGAGUUCGGCCACCUUGGGCCCGAAAUCAUAAAAGUGGCGACUUCGGAAGUGGAAUUUUAGUGCGUUUUUUGCGCUGUAAAGUUCAGGCAAAACGUACCCCCCACGCAAGAGGAGGAGAAUGUCGUCCGGAGACAAUGGUCAGCCUAAUCCGGUCGGUAAUGGCCAACAAUCGUUGGGAAACGGCGAAGCGAUGCAUCAGCAGCCGUUCAUUCGUCCUCCGCAGCUUCAACAAGUGCCACCGAGACUGCCACCGCCAAGUGAUCCGUAUAUCCAGUGGUUUCAGCAGCAGCAACAGCAGUAUGUGACGGAGCUGUUUCGACAGCAGCAGGAAGCCAUUAGUCGGCAGCAGGAAGCUAUGAACCAGCAGCAACAGAUGUUCAUGCACCAGCAGGAGCAGUUACUUCGCAGCAUCAUGACCUCGAUCCAUGUACAAGUGCCACCGAAUCCGGAGGCGAUACUGGACUCGCUUGCCAAUAAUGUGAAGGAGUUCAGGUAUGAUCCGGAGAGCAGUGUUACGUUUUCGGCAUGGUACAAGCGAUACGAGGACUUGUUUGAAAAGGAUGCCAGUCGUCUCGACGAGAGUGCGAAGGUUCGUCUGCUCAUGAGGAAGCUGGGAAUGUCCGAGCACGAGCGGUAUGUAAGCUUCAUACUGCCAAAAGCUCCAAAAGACUUUUCGUUUGCGGAAACCGUGAAGAAGCUCAACUCGCUGUUUGGUGCCUCGGAAUCCGUCAUCAGCCGCCGAUAUCGCUGUUUACAAAUUGUGAAGCAGCCAACCGAAGAUUACGUCACGUACGCUUGUCGCAUUAACAAGUCGUGCGUUGAAUUUGAGCUCACGAAGCUAACCGAAGAGCAAUUCAAAUGUUUGGUCUUCGUCUGCGGGCUGAAAUCCGACCGUGAUGCUGAGGUAAGGACACGCUUGCUGACUCGCAUUGAAGAGCGAGAUGAUGUCACGCUGGAACAGAUUUCCGAGGAGUGCCAGAGAUUGGUUAACCUGCGGCAUGACACGGAAAUGAUUGAGAAUCCGGCGUCUGUGAACGCCAUGCGAUCGUGGAAGCAGUUCAAGAAGAGUCCUGCGAAGUUCAAGUCGAGUUCCAGUAGCGAGAAAAGAAGCGGAAAUAGUGCCAGAAAACCAGAAGUGUUGUGUUGGUUGUGCGGAGCGCCGCACUAUGCUAGAGACUGUUCAUUCAGGAACCAUAAGUGCAGUGAUUGUUCGAGAACCGGCCACAAAGAAGGAUACUGCCGGAGUGCCGAGAAAGUGAAAAGUGGACAGUUCAAUCGGCGUAAAGGACACGUAGACUCGAAGGUAGUGACAGUGAAUGCGUGCAGUGUACAGAAGCGUAGGAAGUUUGUGCCGGUAGUGAUGAAUGGAGAAACAGUGAGAAUGCAGUUGGACACUGGCUCCGACGUCACCAUUAUUUCAAGCAGAACGUGGAAGAAAAUCGGAAGUCCGCAGAUGGAUCCGUCAUCGAUAGUAGCGAAGGCCGCUACGGGGAAGCCGCUCGAACUGCUAGGUCAGUUUUCGUGCGACGUGAGCAUCGGUGAGAAGAACAUGCGCAGCCUAAUCCGAGUCUCCAAGGAAAACCUCCAUCUCCUAGGAUCCGACACGAUAGAAACGUUUGGAUUGUGGUCGGUGCCCUUCGAUACGAUCUGUGGGAAAGUCAGCAGCGAGUCGACGUGCGCAGAUGCGAUGAAAGCGAAGUUUCCAGAGGUGUUUUCCGAGAAGUUGGGCCUCUGCUCGAAGGCGAAGGUGAAGCUGGACCUGAAGGCUGGUAAAACUCCAGUUUUUCGCCCAAAGCGACCGGUUGCAUAUGCAAUGUGCCAGGCUGUAAACGACGAACUAGACCGUUUGGAGCAAGAUGGAAUCAUCUCACCUGUGGAUUACUCAGACUGGGCGGCUCCAAUCGUUGUGGUUCGCAAAGCGAAUGGUUCGAUUCGGAUAUGUGGCGAUUAUUCGACGGGUCUCAACGAUGCCCUGCAGCCCAAUCAGUACCCGCUGCCUCUGCCACAGGACAUUUUUGCGAGUCUGGCAAACUGUACCGUGUUCAGCCAGAUCGACUUGACCGACGCAUUCCUGCAAGUAGAAGUCGACGAAGAAUCACGGCAACUUCUAACGGUUAACACACAUCGCGGCCUCUACCAAUACAACCGGUUGCCGCCAGGUGUGAAAGCAGCGCCAGGAGCUUUUCAGCAAAUAAUUGAUACGAUGCUGGCUGGGCUGGAAUGUGUAAGUGGGUACCUCGAUGACGUGGUCGUCGGUGGAGUUGAUGCAGAGGAUCACAAGAAGAACCUGGAAGCAGUGCUGCAGCGGUUGAAGGAAUUUGGAUUCACGGUCAGAGCCGAUAAGUGUACCUUCGGGAAGGAGCAAAUUGGCUACUUGGGACUGCUGAUGGAUCGUCACGGAUUAAGGCCAGAUCCGGCGAAGAUUGAAACAAUCCUGAAGCUUCCGAUUCCCACGGAUGUUAGUGGCGUUCGUUCGUUUUUGGGCGCCAUUAACUAUUAUGGAAAGUUCGUGCCGAAUAUGCGCUCUCUGAGGUUCCCGCUCGACGAGUUGCUGAAGGAUGGGGCCAAGUUCCAGUGGACAGCCGAGUGCCAGCAAUCGUUCGAUCGGUUUAAGGAGAUUCUGAGCUCGGAUCUCCUGUUAACUCACUACGACCCGAGGCUUGAGAUAAUAGUGUCUGCGGACGCAUCGUCGAUUGGAGUAGGUGCCACUAUAAGCCACAAGUUCCCUGAUGGCUCAGUGAAGGUUGUACAGCAUGCGGCACGGGCGUUAACGAAAGCGGAACAACGAUACAGUCAGCCGGACCGUGAAGGACUGGCAAUCAUUUUUGCGGUGACCAAAUUUCAUAAAAUGAUCUUCGGUCGCAAGUUCCUACUCCAGACGGAUCACGCACCCUUGCUGAGGAUUUUUGGAUCAAAGAAGGGGAUCCCUGUCUAUACCGCAAAUCGUCUACAACGAUGGGCGCUCACUCUGUUGUUGUAUGACUUUGUCAUCGAGUAUGUUCCGACGGAUAAAUUUGGAAAUGCCGACGUCCUUUCGAGGCUCAUCGAUAACCAUGCGAAACCGGAUGAAGACUAUGUCAUCGCCAGCGUAAUCCUGGAAGAAGAUAUGAGAUCGGUAGUGAAUGAAGCUUCUAAUGUUAUCCCGCUGAGUUUCAAGGUCAUCGAAAAGGACACCCAAUCGGACCCGAAGCUCCGGAAAGUGUAUCGCUACCUGCAAGACGGUUGGCCGGAGAAAUCCAAAAUUGUGGACCCAGAGAUAGCUCGUUUCCAUGUUUGCCAAGAAUCGCUGAACACGGUAGGUGGAUGUAUUAUGUUCGGAGAAAGACUGCUGAUUCCUGAGAAACAUCGAAACCGAUGCCUGCUGCAGCUUCAUCAGGGACAUCCAGGCAUCCAGCGGAUGAAGGCCAUUGCUAGGAGUUUUGUAUACUGGCCUUCCUUAGAUGAAGAAAUCGUUGCGUACGUCAAGUCCUGUAAACAUUGUGCGUCUGUAGCAAAAUCGCCGCCACACUCGCCGCCUGUUCCAUGGCCAAAGCCAACUGGUCCGUGGAAGCGGGUUCAUGUAGACUAUGCGGGACCGAUAGAUGGAGACUACUUUCUUCUGGCCGUUGAUGCGUACUCAAAAUGGCCGGAGAUUGUUCAAACGCGACGGAUUACAUCAGCAGCAACGAUCAGCAUCCUGAGAAGUCUAUUUGCUCGUCUCGGAAUGCCGGAAGUAGUUGUCAGCGACAAUGGUACACAGUUUACGAGCAUAGAGUUCCAGAAGUUUUGUGUCGACAACGGAAUACACCACGUUACCACGGCUCCGUUCCAUCCUCAAUCCAACGGACAAGCGGAGAGGUUCGUGGAUACCUUCAAGCGUUCGGUGAAGAAGAUUCAGGAGGGGAGGAAUACAAGUACGCUGCAAGAAGCAUUGGACGUUUUUCUGUUGGUGUAUCGAACAACCCCAAACCGGCAAGUCGUCGAUGGAAAAUCCCCGUCCGAAGCGAUGUUCGGACGCCGCAUACGUACGAAUUUGGAUCUACUUCGUCCUCCACCUGUUUCAUCUGCCGUUGCAGCCGAACCAGAGCAAGACUCACAGAAGCGCCGCUUUGCUGCACAUGACCUUGUGUAUGCGAAGCUGUUUACCAAAAAUAAGUGGCGCUGGGCCCCGGGCGUGGUCUGCGAACGGAUUGGCCUCGUUAUGUACAGCGUAUGGGCAGAGGAUCGUCGGUUGAUACGAGCACACGUCAAUCAACUACGCAGUCGCUCGAGCACCUCUAAUCCUGGUCCAGAACUUAUUGAGAAUCGAGGACGUGACCGAACUCAGCUACCGUUGGAGAUUCUGCUUGACUCUUGUAACCUACAGAAGCCUUCGUUGAUUCCGGUAGCAUCGACACCAGAGCAGCUUACGAUGCCACCGCAAAGUUCUUCUGUGUCUCGUGAAGUUGGACCGCCUCAACAACCUGAACAUCAAGCAAGUUUCCAUUCGUCAGUUCGUAGCUCAAGUUCGUCUUCACCAGUGUCGUCAUCCAGGUCAUCAUCCGAAGCAUCCCCAGAUUUUGCUUCAGCCAGCAGUGGACCUGCAACUCCCACACAGGUACUGCCACGCCGUUCUUCAAGGACCCGAAGGCCGCCGCGUUGGUUCGAUCCGUACCGCCUGUAUUGAAGGAGGGGGAUGUUGGAGCGCAAUGGAAUAUGCGGAGUGCCCCUACCAAGCACGCCGCUGAGCUCGAGUUGGCAGCGUGAGCUACCACACUAUGAUGCCGUCGUUCCUGUAUGUGCUUUUCAUUCAUGUUUGUCUUUUGAUGUAUAUUAUUUACUUGUUGAUAGUCAGUAGAAUAAAGAUGUCGUUUUUAAUGUGUUUUAUAGAAACGACGCGCGUUUUAAUUAUCUAAAAUAUCCGCGACUAAUUAUUGUGGUUUCGCGCCAAGUAUUCGCGUUCGCGAGUUCGGCCACCUUGGGCCCGAAAUCAUAAAAAAAA